This is a messenger RNA of Cavia porcellus (domestic guinea pig), 2576 nucleotides long. It is a transcript of the gene Barhl1, whose product is annotated as BarH like homeobox 1. The coding region runs from base 1030 to 2013 and encodes 327 amino acids. Gene Ontology annotation, biological process: regulation of DNA-templated transcription. NCBI's taxonomy places the organism in Eukaryota, Metazoa, Chordata, Mammalia, Rodentia, Caviidae. Gene Ontology annotation, molecular function: DNA binding; DNA-binding transcription factor activity, RNA polymerase II-specific. The record is from RefSeq and is a predicted model, not a curated record. The transcript has 3 exons.
GCCUCCCCCGCGCCCGCCCCCCCUCCCCGCUAAUCACCCUCAUUAGGGGCCUCAUCACCAGCCUAAUGAAAGCAAACCGCGUGGAAAUCGCCGGUAAACAGUUGGGUCUGCGCUGUAAUUAAUUCAGUGUCUCUUUUAAUCAAACCGAAAAGAAAUCGGGAAGCAGCUUGCGGAGUCGUGACAUCACCCCCAAAAUCGGCCAGAGCCAAUCAGCGCCACCACUCCGGGGACACGUGGGCGCGUCCCCUUAAAAAAAAACACAACACAAUGGGGGGGGAGGAGAGAGAGAAAUAACAACCAAAAAAAAAAAAAAAACCCGGACUCGAAGUAAAAGUGACACAAGUUCAUUUUUUAGAGGAAGGGGGGAGGCAGGGCGCGCGGCGGACCUGCGGAGCGAGCGCCGGGAGCCCCGGCGCUGUCCACGGUGCUGACCGGACCCGGCGCGGCGCGGACCUGCGGGCAGGUGCCGCGGGAUGGUUCUCCGGCCGCCGCCACUCUCCGCGGUGCUGGUGCCGCCGCCGCCGCCGCCAGGUGCGCUCCGAGCCGCCGGCCGCUAGCCCGGCCUGGGCCCGCCGCUCUCCGCGGUGCUGACCCCGCCGCCCUCGGCCGCCACUUGCCUGGAGGAAGCGCACGUUCGGAUCUUUCAAAGCCGUCCUUUAUUCAGAUUCCGCCAUCCUCGUUUAUCCUCCGUGCCAGAGGCGCCCUCGGGCCGUCCGUCUCCCCCUUCGCGCUCCCCAACUUGGCGCGCCCUCCUCCCUUCCCUCCCCGACACUCCCACCGCCCCCCCCUGGGCUCGGCGGCUCCGCGCGAUGCUGCAGAAGACGACGCGCUGAGCCCUUCUGGAUCUAAUGCGCAGAGGAGCUUGGCCCCGAGCUCCCGGGCUCGCCCAAGGCUGAACUCCGUCCAAGGUGCCCGCAGGCUCCCUGCCCGCCUUCCCCAUGCCAGCCCGCAGCUAGGGGCAGGGGCAGCGGCGGCUGGGGUUGGGGGGUGGGUGGGGAGCUUUUGGGGAGGACAGGUCGCAGCUUGGCGAUGGAAGGCUCCAAUGGCUUUGGGAUCGACUCCAUUCUCUCCCACCGUGCGAGCAGCCCCGCCCUUCCCAAGGGGGACCACUUGCUGGGGGACUGCCGCUCACCCUUGGAGCUGAGUCCGCGCUCCGAGAGCAGCAGCGGCUGCUCUUCACCAGCCUCCCCGGGAAGGGACUGUCUGGAGACAGGCACUCCGCGGCCCAGCGGGGCAUCCGGCCCAGGCUUGGACUCCCAUCUGCAGGCCGGGCAGCUCUCUGCCCCUGCCCAGUCGCGCACCGUCACCUCCUCCUUUCUGAUCAGGGACAUCCUCGCUGACUGCAAACCACUCGCCGCCUGUGCGCCCUAUUCCAGCAGCGGGCAACCAACGGCCCCUGAGCCUGGGGGCCGCCUUGCGGCCAAGGCCGGGGAGGACUUUAGAGACAAGCUGGACAAAAGUGGCAGCAAUGCCUCAUCGGACUCUGAGUAUAAAGUGAAGGAGGAGGGCGACCGUGAGAUCUCCAGCUCCCGGGACAGCCCCCCGGUGCGCCUGAAGAAGCCACGAAAGGCGCGCACAGCCUUCACCGACCAUCAGCUGGCGCAGCUGGAGCGCAGCUUUGAGCGGCAGAAGUACCUGAGCGUGCAGGACCGCAUGGAACUGGCAGCCUCGCUCAACCUCACUGACACGCAGGUCAAGACCUGGUACCAGAACCGCAGGACUAAAUGGAAGCGACAGACUGCCGUCGGGCUGGAGCUACUGGCCGAGGCAGGCAAUUACUCAGCGCUCCAGCGGAUGUUCCCGUCGCCUUAUUUCUACCCCCAGAGUCUGGUCUCCAACCUGGACCCAGGCGCAGCGCUCUACCUGUACCGCGGCCCGAGCGCACCGCCGCCCGCGCUGCAGAGGCCGCUGGUGCCCCGCAUCCUCAUCCACGGACUCCAGGGCGCCGGCGAGCCGCCCCCGCCGCUGCCCCCGCUGGCCGGCGUCCUCCCACGCGCCGCGCAGCCCCGGUGAGGCGCCUGCAGCCCUGCCCAGCGCCCGGGCUCAGCGCCCCCAGGGGCUCGAUGCCAAGUCCACCGGCGCCCCUACGGGAUUGGGCCGCGCCUCUUCUGCCCCACUGCGUCCUUGCCAUCUGCCGGGUGCACAUGCGUCUCCUCCGCGCACCUCCACCCUCCCAGUGCCCGCCGGCCCCCCUAGGCGGUCCUGAGGCUCUGGGACUUGUGGGUGACCUGUGCUUCGCUCCCUCACCCCUUCCUGCUUCAACGGGGGACCUAGCUUCUCCCCACCCCACACGGUGGGAGGCUGGCCCCCUCCUGCUGCCCGUGCCCUCGGUGGCUGAGCUGUACAUAACGUGUGCAAAGUGUAUAUGAAGUUAUUUAUUCGUGACCCCUGAGCCUGUGACCGUGUCCGUGAAUCAGUGAGUCUGUGGCCUGCGCCCUCCCCUCCCCAGGAAGGGCCCAGGGGACCUGCUCACCGACCCUGGCCCCAGUGUCCACCUCUGUCUCAUCCCGGGGACAACCAGGCCUCUUGGGUUCCCUGUCUUUUUUAAAGAUUGAAAUAAACUUCUUACAAAUGAC